Molecule: messenger RNA, 1124 nt
Organism: Daphnia carinata
Lineage: Eukaryota; Metazoa; Arthropoda; Branchiopoda; Diplostraca; Daphniidae
Gene: Sgf29
Product: SAGA-associated factor 29-like
Cellular component (GO): SAGA complex
Source: RefSeq, a predicted model, not a curated record
CUUGACUGCCUACAGGCAGUGCCCCCUGCCGUCCGUUGACGCAAACGGUCGCCAUGGUGACGUCAAAUGGCGAAUAUUCAAUUCCACAGUUUCAAAGUUGAACUCCUUUAGAUGACUGUUUUUAAACAUACCUUCAUUACUUUGUUUUUGUUUUUUCUUGUGGCUCUUGCUUGGAUUCCAGUUAUUAUUGUUGGCUUCACUAUAUCCAACAGAAGAGGUACUUGCUACUAAGAAACUUGUUUACCAUGGCACUUUCGUUAGAUUCAGCAACUCAGCAAGUCCAGGAACGCUUGAAAGGAAUCUAUAAAUUGGUAAAACAGAUCCAAGAUGAAAAGGUACGGAAUGAAGGGAACUUGAAUGCUGUCAUCAAAGCUCACGAGAAACUGCAAUCUGAUGACAAAAUCUCUCCUUAUCACAAAUCUAAACUUAAAGGACUUUACUGCUCUGUGGUAUCUGACGCUGAAAAGGAAGAAGAUCUUAUACGAAAAGCAUUGAGUAAAAUUUACGAAAUCCGAGUAAUUAGACAUGAAAGAAGGAUUCAGGCAAAGCAAGCUGGUAGCAAAGAGACAAUACGGAGAGGUGCUCUCAUGAAAAUGCUUCUCAUCACUGCUCAAACUCUUCCUCUGUGGAUCAGCAAGACUGGUCAGCAGCCACCUGCGUUGUGUGGAGCUGUUCCAGCCGAUCCAACUUACGUCGCCAAAUUGGGGGAUAUUGUGGCUGCGUUGGUCAAGAGCACAGACGGCGACGAAAACUGGAUCUUGGCUGAGGUCGUACAAUAUUUAGCAUCUUCCGGUCGCUACGAAGUGGAUGAUAUUGAUGAGGAACAAAAAGAGCGACAUACCUUGAGCAAGCGCAGAGUAAUUCCUCUUUCAUUGAUGAGAGCCAAUCCAGAAACUGACCCUGAUGCUUUGUUUCCAAAAGGAGCCACUGUCAUGGCUCUAUACCCACAGACGACCUGUUUUUAUAAGGCGGUGAUUAACCAAUUGCCUCAGACGGCUCAAGACGAGUAUCAAGUUCUCUUUGAAGAUUCUAGCUACAGCGAAGGUUUUAGUCCUCCAUUGAUGGUGGCACAACGAUAUGUCAUUGCAAUUAAAGAAAAAAAGAAAUGAAUUUUUAAAUACAUU